This is a messenger RNA of Haemonchus placei, 315 nucleotides long. The record is from the annotation of a GenBank genome assembly. NCBI's taxonomy places the organism in Eukaryota, Metazoa, Nematoda, Chromadorea, Rhabditida, Trichostrongylidae.
AUGCCGUUGCUCGGAUACAAAGAAGACGAGUAUCUUGGACAAGAAGUCGGGCAGAAGAGCAGCGGAACGGCAGGAAAGAGAGGAAUGAUCCGAGCUAUUGCUUUCCUGUUCCUAAUCCUACAACUGCUGACGCUCUCCAAUGCACAAUUUGGUUACGGCGGCUACGGACCCUACGGAGGUUACGGCUACGGACCCUACAUGGGAGGCAUGGGAGGCAUGGGAGGAAUGGGAAUGGGCGGAGGCCCUGUAGCGGGUGCUAUCGAUGGAGCUUUAAUUGGAGCGAUUGAUGGAGCCAUAAUUGGUUCACUUGCUUAG